ACUACGGGUAGAUGAGCCUGCUUUCUGUCAAUGGUUCAUACAGGCUAUUCUGUAUUCUAGUUACUAUAGACAAUCAAUGACAGGGUGUACUAGAGCCACAAUACAGCACAUACUAUUUAUUUAUUUAGAACUGUCGGUACCAAGUUCAACAAAAGUAGGAAAUAAAACUCUAGUCUCCAGUCAUGGCUUUAGUGGGAGUUAGAGCUUCAUACCACAGGAUUCUUAACAAGAUCGAGCUCAAACUACCUGCUAAACUGAGACCUUUCUACAACCAUCCAGCAGGUCCAAAGACAGUCUUCUUCUGGGCACCAGUGUGUAAAUGGGGUCUGGUUAUGGCUGGCAUGGCUGAUAUGACAAGGCCAGCUGAUAAACUGAGCCUCUCUCAGUCUGGAGUACUCAUGACUACAGGUGUUAUUUGGUCCCGAUAUUCUCUUGUCAUUAUUCCGAAGAACUGGGGUCUCUUUUUUGUCAACGGUUUUCUUGGAUUGGCAGGAGCCAACCAACUUGUUAGAAUCUGGAUGUACCAACAGGAAGUAAAGAAGCAACAGGACGAGAAGGCCCAGAUCCCCAUCAUAUAACACACACACAUACACACACACACACACAUACACACACACAUACACAUACACACACACAUAUUUAAUUUCUUCAUGUCUUAAUCCAUUUUUAUGCAAAGUCUGUAAAGUCAACCUUCAACAGUCACUAACACUGGUUUGAUAUACAGUACAUAUCACAGGUCUUAUAUACAGUACAUGUCACAGGUCUUAUAUACAGUACAUAUCACAGGUCUAAUAUACAGUACAUAUCACAGGUCUUAUAUAUAGUACAUAUCACAGGUCUUAUAUACAGUACAUAUCACAGGUGGCCGGUUGCAACUUCAUUUGGGAGGGCUGGCUCAUAGUGAUGGCUGGAACGGAAUACAUGGAAUUUCCAUGGUUACCUGUUUGAUAACAUUCUAUUCACUCCAUUCCAGCCAUUAAUAUUAGCAUUCCUCCCCUCAGCAGCCUCCUGUGAUAUGUAUAUAACCAGGCACUAUAUUCUAAUAGGCCUAAUGAAUAUGUAGGAAUUUACAUUCCUUCCUUUUUUGUGUUAGAAUUAUUUUGAGACCAAGGAAAUAUCAGGUUUUGGCUCGAACUCUCAAUAUUUGUAAUAGAUUUGUGCCCUUAAAUAUUUACUUAGUAUUAUGUGCAUUUAAUACAGUUGUUUGUAGGAUUACAUAAUUGUUGUAAUUUAAAUAAAAUAAUGUAUUUAUGAAAGCUG
Oncorhynchus tshawytscha (Chinook salmon) is the source of this 1260-nucleotide messenger RNA. Its product is annotated as mitochondrial pyruvate carrier 2-like. Gene Ontology annotation, biological process: pyruvate import into mitochondria. The record is from RefSeq and is a predicted model, not a curated record. NCBI's taxonomy places the organism in Eukaryota, Metazoa, Chordata, Actinopteri, Salmoniformes, Salmonidae. Gene Ontology annotation, cellular component: mitochondrial inner membrane. The transcript has 6 exons. Gene Ontology annotation, molecular function: pyruvate transmembrane transporter activity. The coding region runs from base 183 to 578 and encodes 131 amino acids.